Molecule: messenger RNA, 657 nt
Organism: Paramecium sonneborni
Lineage: Eukaryota; Ciliophora; Oligohymenophorea; Peniculida; Parameciidae
Source: the annotation of a GenBank genome assembly
CAGAAAAUGGAUAAAGGAUGGGAAGUAAGUGAAGAGCACUACUUGGAACAUUUGAUAUAGAAUCCUUUAUAUUAGAAACGGAAAGGAUAAUAAUAGUCAGAGAAACCAUUUAUGAUUGGGGCUUCGGAAUCUCCAAAAACAAAAUUGAGAUUUCGAACAACAUCAAUGUUAAAAUUAGAUGAAGGUAGCAAACCAAAUUCUCCUAUAAAAAAAUAAACGAUUGAAUUAUAACAUAAAGCAGAAUAAUAAGUAAAAUAGCAAGCAUCACCAAUAAUUAUAAAAACUCCUAUUAGAUAAUAGAAAUUUUAAUUAUAUCCAUAGCGAAUAUCUCUACGAUAAACUCUUUAUUAAAAUCCAAUAGAAGAUAGUAGUCCAAUAAAAUUGGGGAGAACUCUUUAAGCAAAGCAAUUUAAUCCAAUUUUAUAGAAUGUUAAUGAUACUCAUUAUAAUGGAAUGAAAGGAUAAACAAGAUCAGUUAAGAGUGCAUCAAUGAGCAAUUUAUUGAACAAUGAAGAGAGAUUAUUAUACAAAAAAAAAAUUGAAGAUUUUGUAUUCAAAUUGAGACCAUAAAGAAAUGCUAGUAUUUUAUAUGUCAAUUCAUUAAGUUCCUUAUAAACUACUUCAGAUGAUACUGUACUAAGAAAAAUCUAAAAAUGA